AUGCAGAUGGAUGAUGAAUUGCCCAACUUGGGCCAACCAGUACCAGAUCAAAAACAAACAUUUGAACAAGAAAAAAGAUCUGCUAAAAAAAUGAAAACCACUACCUCCAUUGAGCCAUCCACCAUUGACAAAUGUAAACCAACGUCUUCAAUGAGCAAGGUACCUUCUUCCAAAACAAAAGAACUAAAAGGGGCAGGCACAGAAACAUCCAUUCCAUCCACCUCCAUUCCAUGCAUUCCAUCCAAACCCACCAUUCUAUCUAAACCAACUGUCUCUGAUGCAAAGAGGAAAAUUGUCUUCACUCCAGAAAAAAUGAAGAAAAGAUUAGCUAUGCCAACGAAGACAUGUUCAACAUUGGAUGCUACCACAGCAUCACCUUCAACAUCAACCAUCACACUAACUGGUUAUGUGCAUGAUGUAGUGACCCAGUCCAAACACCUCACAUUCAAAUUACAAACUGCUGAAAAUACAUACCAGCAUAUCAUCACAUUCGUACCUGAACAAUUCAAAGCCACAUUGAUCAAUAACAUGGAAAACACAUUUCCUAUUGAAAUCCAAAACCAUGGAUUCAUUCAGUCCAAAAACUCAAAACAAAUGGAUGUGAAACUAACAUCUAAAACAAAAAUCACUUCACUUCCUAAGCAACUCACAUUCUGCCACAAACCGCCAUCAACUGUAAUUACUGCAGUCAACAGCAUUCACCACUUGCCAGCGUUUCAAAAGAUAAACAUAGAGGUCAUUGUUCUUGCCCAAGAGGAUAAUACUGAAACAAAGAACACAACAUCAGGGCCCAUGACACUAAUGAACAAGUAUGUUUCUGAUGCUAGCGGACUGAUCAAAUUGACAUCAUGGGGUGACCACAUUCAUUCUCUUGAGGUUGGAAACAGCUUCAAACUCACCAAUGUUUCUGUCAAAGAAUUCAAUGAGGAAAAACGUUUGUCAACAACUGCACAAACAAUCGUCACUCCAAUUACACAAUUAACCAAGUACAUAAAAAUGGAGACUGCCACUAUCAAUGCAGAACUUGUGGGAGUUGACAUUUCAAAGCAUUACAGAUGCAACAUGUGCUCCACCCUCAACAAUCAUGUCGAUUCACCAUAUGAUCGUUGUCAAAACUGUAACUGCCAACAAAAACUGACCAAAGUCGAAAAUACAAGGAAAACAAUGCUUCAAAUUGAACUUCAGUGA
Messenger RNA from Lineus longissimus, 1188 nucleotides. RefSeq lists its product as uncharacterized. NCBI's taxonomy places the organism in Eukaryota, Metazoa, Nemertea, Pilidiophora, Heteronemertea, Lineidae. The transcript is spliced from 4 exons. The record is from RefSeq and is a predicted model, not a curated record. The coding region runs from base 1 to 1188 and encodes 395 amino acids.